Perca fluviatilis (European perch) is the source of this 2033-nucleotide messenger RNA. RefSeq names its product ATP-binding cassette, sub-family D (ALD), member 1 (gene abcd1). Gene Ontology annotation, biological process: fatty acid beta-oxidation; very long-chain fatty acid catabolic process; peroxisome organization. The transcript is spliced from 14 exons. The annotation marks the transcript as partial. NCBI's taxonomy places the organism in Eukaryota, Metazoa, Chordata, Actinopteri, Perciformes, Percidae. Gene Ontology annotation, molecular function: long-chain fatty acid transmembrane transporter activity; ABC-type transporter activity; ATP hydrolysis activity. Gene Ontology annotation, cellular component: peroxisomal membrane. The record is from RefSeq and is a predicted model, not a curated record.
UGUGUCUCCAGGUCUCCGUCGGUGAACAAGGAGUUCGUCCUCAGACUGUCCCGUCUGUUGAAGCUGUUGUUUCCACGGUUACUGUGUCCAGAGAUAGGCCUGCUCGCUCUGCACUCGCUCACCUUGAUCUGCAGGACCUUCCUGUCCAUCUACGUCGCCGCUUUGGACGGUGUGAUAGUGAAGUGUAUCGUUCAGAAGGAUCCUCAGGCCUUCAUGCUGCAGCUCUCUAAAUGGCUUCUCGUCGCCGUCCCUGCGACCUUCAUCAACAGCACCAUCCGAUUCCUGGAGGGUCAGCUCGCCCUCCGCUUCAGGAGCCGAUUGGUCGACCACGCCUACCAGCUCUACUUCACCAACCAGACGUACUACCGCGUCAGCAACAUGGACGGCCGUCUGUCCAAUCCGGAUCAGUCUCUCACCGAGGACAUCGUGAUGUUUUCGGCCUCAGUCGCUCAUCUCUACUCCAACCUGACCAAACCCAUCCUGGACGUGGUGGUGACCUGCUACACGCUGCUGCGCACCGCCGAGUCCAAAGGAGCGAACACCACGUGGCCGUCCAUCAUCGCCGGCCUGGUGGUGGCGCUCACCGCCAAAGUCCUGCGCUCCUGCUCGCCGCGAUUCGGGAAGCUGGUGGCGGAGGAGGCGAAGAGGAAAGGAGACCUGAGAUACAUGCACUCCCGCAUCAUCGCCAACUCAGAGGAGAUCGCCUUCUACGGUGGACACAAGGUGGAGAUGGCCCAGCUGCAGAGCAGCUACAUGUCUCUGUCCUCUCAGAUCCACCAGAUCCUGCUGAAGCGUCUCUGGUACGUCAUGCUGGAACAGUUCCUCAUGAAGUACGUAUGGAGCGCCUCCGGCCUGGUGAUGGUCGCCGUGCCCAUCAUCACCGCCACGGGAUACUCCAAACACGACUCCGAGGAGGUGAAGCAGUUGGCUCUGGAGAUGAAGGAGGAGGAGCUGGUGAGCGAGCGAUCGCAGGCCUUCACCACGGCCAGGAACCUGCUCAACUCUGCAGCCGACGCCGUGGAGAGGAUCAUGAGCUCCUACAAGGAGGUGACGGAGCUGGCAGGUUACACAUCUCGGGUCUCUGAGAUGUUUGAUGUGUUUGAGGAUGUGAAUGCGGGCGUGUACCAUCGCUCUGCAGACAGAGAGGAGGUGUCAGCAGCAGGAGGAGGAGGAGGAGGAGGAGGAGGAGGAGGAGGAGGAGGAGGAGGAGGAGCUGUGGUUCAGCAUGGCCAGAGAGUCUGUGGUCGCCUGGAGAUGAGAGGUCAGGUGAUCAGUGUGGAGAAGGGGAUUCGCUGUGAGAACCUGCCAAUCAUCACACCGACCGGAGACGUGGUGGUUUCUAGCCUCAACAUCCAGGUGGACGAGAAGAUGAAUGUGUUGAUCACAGGUCCAAACGGUUGUGGGAAGAGUUCUCUGUUCAGGAUCCUCAGUGGACUGUGGCCUGUUUAUGGAGGAGUACUGUCCCGUCCAGAACCUCAGUACAUGUUCUACAUCCCACAGAGACCCUACAUGUCCGAGGGGACCCUCAGAGACCAGGUCAUCUACCCGGACUCGGUGGAGGACAUGGUUCAGAGAGGGGUCACCGAUUCAGAUCUGGAGGAGAUCCUUCGGACCGCCCACCUGCUCUACAUCCUGGACCGAGAGGGAGGUUGGGAGGCGGUCAGCGACUGGAAAGACGUUCUAUCUGGAGGAGAGAAACAGAGGAUGGGGAUGGCUCGUAUGUUCUACCACCGCCCUCGGUACGCUCUGUUGGAUGAGUGUACGAGCGCCGUCAGCAUCGACGUGGAGGGAAGUAUCUUCCAGGCGGCAAAGGAUGCUGGGAUAGCCCUGCUGUCAAUUACACACAGACCCUCCCUGUGGAAGUACCACUCUCACCUGCUUCAGUUUGACGGGGAAGGAGGAUGGAGGUUCGAACCUCUGGAUGCCUCCACUCGUCUUUCUCAGCAGGAGGAGAAACAACGUCUGGAGAAUCAGCUGUCCGGGAUUCCCAAGAUGCAACAGAGGCUGGCAUGAGCUGCGCCGCCCUGCUGGGG